This is a messenger RNA of Tauraco erythrolophus (red-crested turaco), 1006 nucleotides long. The record is from RefSeq and is a predicted model, not a curated record. NCBI's taxonomy places the organism in Eukaryota, Metazoa, Chordata, Aves, Musophagiformes, Musophagidae.
AUCUGUUAGCUGUGCCUAAGCAUCCAUAUGCUGCUAUGGAGAACUGGGGACUGAGUGUUUUUGUGGAGCAAAGGAUACUGCUAGAUCCAAGCAUUUCUUCUAUAUCAUACCUACUGGAUGUCACCAUGGUCAUUGUACAUGAGCUGUGUCAUCAGUGGUUUGGUGACCUUGUGACUCCAGUUUGGUGGGAAGAUGUGUGGUUGAAAGAAGGUUUUGCUCACUAUUUUGAAUUUGUUGGGACAGACUACCUCUACCCAGGGUGGAACAUGGAAAAGCAGAGAUUUCUGACAGAUGUCCUGCAUGAAGUGAUGUUGCUGGAUGGUUUGGCCAGUUCACAUCCAGUAUCCCAGGAGGUGCAGCAAGCCACAGACAUUGACAGAGUAUUUGACUGGAUCGCCUAUAAAAAGGGUGCAGCUCUGAUUCGAAUGCUGGCUAACUUUAUGGGUCACUCUGUGUUUCAAAUGGGCUUACAAGACUAUUUAACCAUUCACAAGUAUGGCAAUGCAGCCAGAAAUGAUCUCUGGAACACAUUGUCAAAGGCUUUAAAAAGGGUUGGAAAAUCUGUAAAUAUCCAGGAAGUAAUGGAUCAGUGGACACUACAGAUGGGUUAUCCUGUUAUCACUAUCUUGGGAAAUGAGACUACGGACAAUGUCAUAGUGAUCUCCCAAGAGCGUUUUGUUUAUGAUCGUGAUGCUAAACCCAAGGAUCCUGCCCUUGUAGACAACAGCUACUUGUGGCAGAUUCCAUUAACAAUUGCAGUAGGAAAUACGAGCCACAUCUCAUCAGAGGCAAUUAUAUGGGUGUCUAACAAAUCAGAACAUCACAGAAUUCCUGCUUUGGAAGAGGCAAGUUGGUUGCUGGGGAACAUCAACCAGACUGGCUACUUUAGAGUUAAUUAUGAUAUUAGGAAUUGGAGACUGCUAGUUAAUCAGCUAAUAAGAAACCAUGAGGUUAUCUCUGUCAGUAAUCGAGCAGGCUUGAUCGAUGAUGCAUUCAAUCUAGCCAG